UUUUAUAUUUGAGUUUGACUCCUUGACCGUGAGGAGUUUGUAUUCUGUUGCCUGCUGAAAAACAAUCUUAGAGGAUAGAGCAUAGUUAGUAUUGUUAUGAUGGUUAUUGUUUCUAUUCAUCCAGAUAUUCCAGAUAACAAAAGGGAAAAGAUCCUCCCAGGUAAGAUAUUUGUGAUUCAACGUAAGAUUUAUGUUUUUGAUUAUGAAAAGCCAGUGAGUUAUACCAUUGGCUGAGAGGUGAAUAAUACCUAAAUUCUUCCAGAAUGCAUCAGUUAUAGGACAAUUAAAGAAAGUAUGCAUAAUGGUCUCAUCCUCAGUUUUGCACAUUGGACAAACAGCAACAAUAUUCAUACCAAUAUGGCUAAGAUAAGAUCUACAGGGUAGUCUAUCGUAAAAACAUCUCCGCAGGAGAAAUUUUAUCUUGUUAGGGUAGUUGAGAUGCCAAAUCCAUGUAAAAUCUAUGUCAUUGUCCUCCUGACCAUCAACGAGAGUGUAACAUGAUUUUAUACUAAACCUGCCAUUGCUACUAAGGGACCAAAAUAGGGACGUCGGGAGUAGUAGCGUGUUGGGAGAGAUUUAAAGUGCUAAUAUUAUCAAUAAUACAACAGGGAAGGUCAAAAGACAAGUUAGAAAAAUUGCGUUACUUCUCUAAUUUUUUAGAUAGUGGUCGGUCAUAUUGAGAGGCCCUUGAAUGGAAUUUCUUAGACAUGGAGUGUUGGGGAUCCAUCUGGAAUUCCAAAUAUCAAUACCAGACCUUUCAUUGAUAGUCCAAAGGAUCCCUUUAUCUUGCCAUUUGAUCCCACUCCCGUGUUUAUUUUCCCUUCUUUUCUGUAAGUUUGCUAUAUCUUGCAGCAGUGUAUUUGCCAAUUUGGCAAAUGAAUCUCUAAUUGUUUGUUUUUCGUGAUGUAUGAUGUAUGCCUCAGACAGCAUCUCGUUAUGCAAUUGGUUUGAAGAUAUUGAAUCAACUCGUGUCAGAGAUGAAUCAGCCUAGUCCUGGAUUGCCAUCAGCGCAGCAUCGUAGGGUGGCUUGCUCCUACAGAGAUCAAUCACUUCUUCAAGUAUUCCAAAUAUCCUUGACAUCAAUGGCCCAGCUGAAAAAUGACGUUACAAUUUCUGAGAAUGCGGUUAGCAGCAAACUACAAGAACUGGCUCUUGCUCUGUCACUAAAAUGUUUAUCAUUCGACUUUAUGGGAACAACGGUUGAUGAAAGUUCGGACGAUUUUAGCACAAUUCAGAUCCCAUCUUCGUGGAAGCAAGUCCUGGAGGACUCAUCCACGGUGCAGAUUUUUUUUGACUAUUAUGAGAUCAAUAAGCCUAACAUUUCAAAGGAGGCAUUGGAGUGUUUAAUCCGGCUGGCUUCAGUGAGGAGAUCACUGUUUACAAAUGACACUUCUAGAGUGAAAUACUUAGCACACCUGAUGACAGGAACCAAAGACAUUAUGCAAACUGGGAAAGGUCUGGCUCAUCACGAUAAUUAUCAUGAGUUCUGUCGGCUUCUUGGACGUUUUAAAGUCAAUUAUCAGUUAUCGGAGCUUGUCAAUGUGGAAAGUUAUGCGGACUGGAUACGUCUGGUUGCCGAAUUUACUUUGAGAUCUUUGCAGUCUUGGCAGUGGGCUAGCAGUAGUGUUUACUACCUUCUUGGACUGUGGUCUAGAUUGGUUUCAUCGGUGCCGUAUUUGAAGGGAGACACACCAAGCCUGCUUAGUGAAUUUGUACCAGAGAUUGUGAAAAGUUUUAUCACAUCAAGAUUUGGUUCCUUUCAGGGCGAAAUCUCUGAUCUCUCAGAGAACCCCCUUGACAAUGUUGACCUUCUUCAAGAUCAGCUUGAUUGUCUUCCUUAUCUUUGCAGAUUUCAGUAUGAGAGUUGUAGCUCAUACAUUAUUCAGAUUACUGAUCCUCUACUGCAGAUGUAUAUGGAAUCCGCUGAUCCCCAGGUUCUUACAGUGGUGGAAACAAAAUUUGCUUGGAUAGUUCACAUAAUUGCAGCUAUUGUUAAGACUAAGCAACUUAGUGGAUACAGUGGGGAAUCUCAAGAAAUCCUUGAUGCAGAACUUUCAGCACGCGUACUGCGGCUGAUAAAUGUUACUGAUAGUGGUUUACGCAGUCAGAGAUAUGUAGAAACGAGCAAACAGCGCCUUGAUCUAGCUAUUCUUGUGUUCUUCCAGAACUUUAGAAAGUCGUAUGUUGGAGAUCAGGCAAUACAUUCAUCUAAGCAACUAUAUGCUAAAUUGGCUGAGCUUCUUGGGCUCCAUGAUCAUAUGCUAAUAUUGAAUGUCAUUGUUGGGAAGAUAGCAACCAAUCUUAAGUUUUAUGGAGAGAGCGAGGAAGUUAUCAGUCAAACACUGAAUCUCAUGUUGGAAAUGGCAUCUGGAUAUAUGACUGCAAAGCUUCUUGUAAAGUUGGAUACUACUCAAUUAAUAAUAUCCAAUCGUAAUAGGGAAGAAUUCCCGUUUUUGGGGGACUACAGGUGCUCUCGUAGUAGAACUACCUUUUACUAUAUUAUUGGCUUGUUGAUCUUUAUGGAAGAUAGCUUUUUGAAAUUUAAAGCAUCAAUGGACCCACUUCUGCAGGUCUUGCUGAGUUUGGAACUGAUUCUGGAUGCCUUGUUUCGCACUGAUGAUGUUAAGCAAGCAUUAAUUGGGUUGAUGAGGGAUCUCAGAGGAAUUGCAAUGGCUACAAGUAGCCGAAGAACAUAUGGUUUCCUAUUUGAUUGGUUAUAUCCAGCACAUAUUCCCCUUCUUGUUAAGGCCAUAACAAUAUGGGCAGACACUCCAGAGGUGACAACACCGCUGCUUAAAUUCAUAGCCGAGUUUGUGCUGAACAAGUCCCAACGACUGAAUUUUGAAACCUCAUCUCCCAAUGGCAUUCUUCUUUUUCGAGAAGUCAGCAAAUUAAUUGUUGCAUAUGGAUCCAGAAUUCUCUCUCUGCCUAGUCACGUGGAUAUGUAUCAGUUCAAAUACAAGGGUAUUUGGAUUUCUUUGACUAUUCUUUCGAGAGCACUUGCUGGUAACUAUGUCAACUUUGGGGUGUUUGAGAUUUAUGGGGACAGAGCGCUAGCAGAUGCUUUUGACAUUUCUAUGAGGAUGGCUCUAUCUAUUCCUUUGGCUGAUAUACUCGCAUAUAGAAAGCUUUCAGGAGCUUACUUCACAUUCCUGGAAAUCAUGAUGAAAAACCAGAUCCAUUUGAUACUAAACUUGGACUCAAGUAGCUUUAUAUUUAUUGCUGGAUCUCUUGAGUCUGGACUUAAAGUACUGGAUGCAAAUAUCAAAUCACAGUGUGCAUCUGCUGUGGACAACUUGGCUACUUUUUAUUUCGAUCACAUAACAGCUGGAGAGUCACCAACUACCCCCGUGGCUCUUAACCUGGCUCAGCAUUUAGCAGAUUGUCCGAACAUAUUUCUUGAAAUAAUGAAGACUCUCUUUGAGAUUGUUCUGUUUGAAGAUUGUGGCAACCAGUGGAGCCUAAGUAGACCGAUGCUGAGUAUGAUACUCAUCAGCGAAGAGAUGUUCUCAAACUUAAGAGCUCAGAUUUUGUCUUCACAGCUCCUAUUUAUCCAUUUUCAUCUGCAGCCAACAGACCAACAACAGCGUCUUUCACUGUGCUUUGACAAACUUAUGGCUGAUAUAACUCGAAGCUUGGAUCAGAAGAACAGGGAUAAGUUCUCCAACAAUCUAACUAGAUUCAGGAAUGAGUUCCGGACCAGAUAAGCACAGUGAUAAAAGCAAGUGGUGCAUCCCUUGUACACAAUAACCUUUCUCUCACCUUCCCAAACACGUACAAAAAGAAAAGGGCACAUUUACGCAGACAGAACAUGGGAAGGGAGAGCCAAGGAAUAAGAAACAACAUCAAGAACAUAUUCAAGAAAAAUGAAAUUGUGAUGGUGGCUAAAGAUUUGUUCUUUUUUAUAUUUGUCCCUAUUGGUGAAAUGCAUUCUGCGAAGUGCUUUCUGUCAUUUUUUGCUAAAUCCAUGCUGUAAUUUCUAUCACAACAGUGUACAAUCCAACUGAAGAUCUUAUUUUUGCUAUUAGAAAUGCAAAAGAUCAUUAGUGUUUUCUUAA
Molecule: messenger RNA, 4058 nt
Organism: Nicotiana tabacum (common tobacco)
Lineage: Eukaryota; Viridiplantae; Streptophyta; Magnoliopsida; Solanales; Solanaceae
Source: RefSeq, a predicted model, not a curated record